ACCAUGAACAGAACUUCUCCUUCUGGCUUUCUUAUAUCUUCUCCUGCUACUAGUGUAAGUACUCCAUCAUCUCAUGUUGUAAUGAGCCCUUGUGCUGCAUGUAAAACCCUAAGGCGUAAAUGUGCAGACAAAUGCUUGUCGGCACCAUACUUUCCUCCCACUGACCCACUCAAGUUCACCACUGUUCAUCGCAUUUUCGGCACCAGCAACAUCAUCAAGCUCUUACAGGACCUUCCGGAGUAUGAGAGGGCAGACGCAGUGAAUAGCAUGGUGUACGAGGCGAAUGCGAGGGUGAGAGAUCCUGUUUAUGGAUGCACCGGAUUGAUUUGUCAACUUCAGAAGCAAGUCAUUGAGCUCCAAGCACAAUUAGCUAUGGCACAAUCCGAGGUUGUCACAAUGCAAUGCGAGCAACCAAACCUCGACGCCUUGAUUUGCUCGGAAAUGGCACAACAAUCACGUAGCACUACUACUACUCCACAGAGUUUCCAAAGUAAUCCGAACUACCAUAACAAUCAAGGCUAG
This is a messenger RNA of Cornus florida, 522 nucleotides long. RefSeq names its product LOB domain-containing protein 1-like. The record is from RefSeq and is a predicted model, not a curated record. The transcript has 2 exons. The coding region runs from base 4 to 522 and encodes 172 amino acids. NCBI's taxonomy places the organism in Eukaryota, Viridiplantae, Streptophyta, Magnoliopsida, Cornales, Cornaceae.